Molecule: messenger RNA, 1238 nt
Organism: Carlito syrichta (Philippine tarsier)
Lineage: Eukaryota; Metazoa; Chordata; Mammalia; Primates; Tarsiidae
Gene: SERPINB1
Product: serpin family B member 1
Exons: 1
Coding region: 48-1187 (379 amino acids)
Biological process (GO): negative regulation of endopeptidase activity
Molecular function (GO): serine-type endopeptidase inhibitor activity
Source: RefSeq, a predicted model, not a curated record
GCCCAGCCCAGACCCUGAGAUCUCACGUCUGUGCAGCGGCCUUCGCCAUGGAGCAGUUGAGCACAGCAAAUACCCACUUUGCCUUGGACUUGUUCCGGGCCUUGAAUGAAAACAACCCGGCUGGAAACAUCUUCAUCUCUCCCUUCAGCAUUUCCUCAGCGAUGGCCAUGAUCUUUCUGGGGACCAGGAGCAACACUGCCUCACAACUGUCCAAGGCUUUCCAUUUCGACACAGUUGAAGAGAUUCAUUCAAAAUUUCAGAGUCUGAAUGCUGAUAUCAACAAACGUGGAGCAUCCUAUAUUCUGAAACUUGCUAAUAGAUUAUAUGGAGAGAAAACCUAUAAUUUCCUCCCCGAGUUCUUGGCUUCAACUCAGAAACUGUAUGGUGCUGACUUGGCCAGUGUGGAUUUUCAGCAUGCCUCUGAAGACGCAAGGAAGGCCAUAAACCAGUGGGUCAGAGGACAGACAGAAGGGAAAAUUCCGGAACUGUUGGCUGCAGGAGUGGUUGAUAACAUGACUAAACUUGUGCUGGUGAAUGCCAUCUAUUUCAAGGGAAACUGGCAGCAGCAAUUCAUGAAGGAGGCCACGUCCAAUGCACCAUUCAGAUUGAAUAAGAAAGACAAGAAAACAGUGAAAAUGAUGCAUCAGAAGAAAAAAUUUCCAUAUGGCUACAUCCAGGACCUUAAGUGCCGUGUGCUAGAACUGCCUUACCAAGGCAAGGAACUCAGCAUGUUCAUCCUGCUGCCAGAUGACAUCGAGGACGAGUCCACGGGGCUGAAGAAGAUUGAGGAACAACUGACUUUGGAAAAACUGCAUGAGUGGACCAAACCUGAGAAUCUGGAUAUCAUGGAAGUCAAUGUCAGCUUGCCCAGGUUCAAACUGGAAGAGAGCUACACCCUCAACUCCGACCUAGCUCGCUUAGGUGUGCAGGAUCUCUUUAACAGUAGCAAGGCCGAUCUGUCUGGCAUGUCAGGAGCCAGAGAUAUUUUUAUAUCAAAAAUUGUCCAUAAAUCCUUUGUGGAAGUGAAUGAAGAGGGAACAGAGGCGGCGGCUGCCACGGCAGGCAUCGCCACCUACUGCAUGUUGAUGCCAGAGGAAAAUUUCAUAGCUGACCAUCCAUUCAUUUUCUUUAUUCAGGAUAUUUCCUCAAAGACCAUGUUGUUCUUGGGCAGAUUUUCUUCGCCAUAGACUGUGGCAAUACAAGAUCAAGCUUAGAGUGUUAUUACCUGAGUUUGUAAU